Molecule: messenger RNA, 1083 nt
Organism: Juglans microcarpa x Juglans regia
Lineage: Eukaryota; Viridiplantae; Streptophyta; Magnoliopsida; Fagales; Juglandaceae
Exons: 5
Coding region: 214-876 (220 amino acids)
Source: RefSeq, a predicted model, not a curated record
CUGCAAACAAAGCGUGUCUUGAGAAACCAUUAUAUAUUUCUCUCGAUCCACUGUUCCUGCAAAUCAUAUUUUUCCCAACACUUUCUCUGCCAGGCACGCUUUUCACCUACCUCGCCCCUUGCAAAGUCUUGAUCGAAAGUUUUCUGUUAUUUUGAGAGAAACUUUAGAUUAGUUUGGCUCUUGCAGAAGCUGUAAAGUACCAGAAAGUAGAUUAUGUCGGCUUCAAGAUCAGGUUUUCUUUGUUCUGGUAUUCCCGAUGGAACUUCUCGCAGAUACCCUGUUUCAUUUCGUAAUCCUAGUCGUGUUCUGAUUACUUCAAAGCGCGAUAUCAGAAGCUGUUUUCUUGGAAACGGCCGGAGUGUUCAGUUUCUCAGCAUCGGCCUGGGAGAUCUAAUUGCCAGCAGUACAAAGCUGGGGGACAUGGCUGUUGAUAGUAGUUCACAACCAGGACCUCUGGUUCCUUCUGAUCCUUCUCCUGAUUCAUGGAAAAUCUGGAUCGUUGGGGUGAUUGCGACUGUGGUUCUCCCAUUUCUGGGGAUCAAAUUUGGGCCGUUCAUGAAAUUUAGAAAGCAAGUUGACUCGGCAGUGCAGAGGGCAGAAGAUGUGGUAGAGGCCGUAGAAAAGGUGGCUGAGCAAGUGGGGAAAGUUGCAGGAGACAUUGCCGAUGACCUCCCGGCCAGCGGCAAACUUAAAGAUGCUGCAACUUUUAUUGAAAACUUGGCCAAGGAAACAGCCAAGGAUGCCCAUCUUGCAGAUGAACUAAUUGACAAGGUUCAGGAAGUGGAAGAGAAGGUGGACUCAUUCAUUGAACCUCAACCAGACGCUGAUCAAGUGAAAGUGACGCCUAAAGAAGCAAAUGGUCAAAAGCAAAGCUAGAAAUAGCAUUACAGAGCCCGUGGUGGCCUUGACAUGUACUUUGUUGAACAGAAAAUAUUAUUGAAAUGAGAUGCUUCAUCCUUAUCUCUCUAAUUGUAGCUGCAAUUCAAUUAGAUAUUCUUGGAUUCAGUAUUCAGUCAUAAUCAUUGUUAAAGAUGGAAAUUAUUUCCAGUCAUAAUACAUAAAUAAAGUACAAAGAUUUAACCA